GGAACCACAAUGGGGAAACACCUAGCCAAUCUUCUCACGUUCGGUACCUGGUCCGGUGGUACGGUGAUAGCCGGUAACGGAGGUCCAGUAUGAAGUGCAUCAGUUGGUUCAGCCGACCCAGGUUCUUGAUUCUCGCGUUCCUGGCGUUUUCCCUGAUUCUGGCGUGGCCUGUGGCGGCGCCGCUGAUGUCCCCGAGCCGCUGGUAGUGGAGAAAGAGGUCAUCACCGAAGUUCACGUGACCAAGGAAGUGGUCACGGAAGUCCAGCAAGAACAGACCAAGGUCGUGGUCAAAGAGGUCGUGGCGACUGCAACGCCGAUUCCGGUGUUGCGGGGCCAGACCUUCACCUCUCCCCUGACCCCUGAUUGGGUGGCUCAGGGCAAGUACCAAACCGAUGGUGCUUGAUGUUGUGGGCCGGGGCGCCAGCGGCCAGUGGGACGUCCACUACUGCGCCAGCCUUUUCAGUUGCCUCAUCGGGGCCGCCCCUAAGUUCAGCCAAUUGGUCCAAUACGACCCGGCCAACACCAGCGAGGUCACCGGCGACCUGGCCAAGGAAUGGGAAGUCAGCCCCGACGGGACGCUCUAUACCUUCACGCUGCACGAGGCCAACUGGCAUGACGGGACUCCCGUUACCGCCGAUGACGUGGUGUUCACCCUCUGACCGCAUCGUUGAACCCGGCGCCAUCCGAAGCCGCACCGCGGCUUUGCGACCCUUCUACGAGCGCGAAACGGCCCGAGCCAUUGACCCCCAGACGGUGGAGGUCCCCCUCAAAUUCCCCGCAGCGACCUUCCUGACCAACAUCGCCGUAGACUAU
Molecule: messenger RNA, 813 nt
Organism: Geodia barretti
Lineage: Eukaryota; Metazoa; Porifera; Demospongiae; Tetractinellida; Geodiidae
Source: the annotation of a GenBank genome assembly